Pelecanus crispus (Dalmatian pelican) is the source of this 659-nucleotide messenger RNA. NCBI's taxonomy places the organism in Eukaryota, Metazoa, Chordata, Aves, Pelecaniformes, Pelecanidae. The record is from RefSeq and is a predicted model, not a curated record.
GUUAUGGGCUGGACAGCAUUCAUGAAUCCUGUGAUCCAGUGGAAGCUGUAAGGAAAUCUGAGGCAAUAUUUAUCGGAGGUGGGAACACAUUCCGUCUCCUGAAAGCUCUCUAUGACAACAGUCUGAUACAGGAGAUCAGGAAAAGAGUUCUUGAGGAUGGAAUUCCUUACAUAGGAUCCAGUGCAGGAACUAAUGUUGCUACUGUCAGCAUCAAUACUACCAAUGACAUGCCAAUUGUUUAUCCACCUUCCCUGCAGGCCCUAGAUUUAGUUCCUUUUAAUAUUAACCCCCACUACCUGGACCCAGAUGCUAAAAGCACUCACAUGGGUGAGACCAGAGAGGAAAGAAUUCGUCAAUAUCAUGAAGAACCAAACACCCCUCCAGUUCUGGGCUUGCGGGAAGGUGCGAUGCUGCUUGUGGAAGGAGACAAAGCCACCUUGCAAGGAGUGACAGGAGCAUGUCUGUUUUUGAGGGGUAAGAAACCAACUGAACAUGAGCCUGGAACAGAUUUCAGUUUCCUCCUGAUUGACAGUAAUCUCCAGAAUCUGUAGCCCCGCAUAUUCUGCAGUAAAAGUCACUAUAUGGGAAGACAACGAGGAAGAAGGAAAGAGAUGCUUCUAGUCCCAGGGUGGGUGGAGAACCUUAUCUUUAUAAAUAAA